AUGAAUAAUUCAAUACAUAACCCUCAACACAAUAUAGGGGCCCCCACUGGGGUAACAGGGGGGGGGCCCCCCAUGGGGGGCCCCCCCCCUGCUUGUACCUCUCCUCCUGUUGCGUCGCAGACACUUUCCCCUACUGCAACAGCAGCAGCAGCAACAGCAGCAACAACAGCAGCAACAUCACAAGAAGCUCCCUCUACUGUACCCACGGGGGCCCCUUCAGGAGGCCCUGCUGGGGCCCCUACAACAGUACCAGGGGGCCCCCAUGUUGCUACACCAGGAUCAGGGGUUCCCCAUUCUACACCAGUUGGAGGUCCCCCAGGGGCUCCUGUAGGGGGCCCCCAAGCAGGAGUGGGCCCCCAAGGGGCCCCCCAAGGGGCCCCUCAUGGAGGGGCCCCUACAGGGGUAAUGCGUUAUAGAGGGAAUGUAAAUAGGGGUACAACUGGGGUGUAUGGGCAGCAGCAAACCCCUCAGUUCUUUGUAGACCAGAAAAGGGGAGAAUUAUAUGAAUUACGUAUAUUAUUACAACAUUUAUUAAUAGAAAAAGAUUCAAUACGUAGACAAGAAGUACUAAAAAGAUUACUAGCUUAUAUGACUAUAGGUAUAGAUGUUUCUUCUCUUUUUCCUGAUGUUAUUAUGCUCUCAUCUACUAAUGAUAUUAUACAAAAAAAACUUGUAUAUUAUUAUCUUACUAAUUAUGCAGGUGACACCAAUUCAUCUGGAUUUCGUGAAGUAUUACAAAGAGAAUACCAACAAUUCUUUUGUCGUUAUAAUGAUCCUUCUUAUAUUAAAUCUGUUAAAUUAGAAAUAUUAACACUAAUUGUUAAUGAGCUAAUAGGUCAAGUAGUUGAUGCUGUAGAGAAGUAUGGAUUAAGGGUUACGGGGACAGACCUCGCCUCUGUUCUUUGGAUCCUUGGGGAAUUUGGUGAAGAAAUUCCUUCUUCUGUUUUUAUGGUUGAGACAAUUGCUGAUCGUUUCCUUGAGGAACCACCUAUAGUACACUUUGAUGUAAGAGAUAAGGCGAUGUUUAUAUACAGACUUAUGAAGGCAGAUAUGGAGGCCGCCAAGACUGUCUUUACGACGCCUUUGCCCCCCAUAGAUGUUGUUAGAAAGGAGAUUCCUGCAUCCUAUCAAGAAGCAGCACUAAGAGAUUUUAAUACUCUUGCUGCGGUGUAUAGACAGCCAAACUUGUUGGAUCUAUCCUCUACCGGCCGUCCUCGCCUCAGGUUAAAACAAAUAGAGACAAUGAAUUGUAAUUCUUUCCAACAAAUGUGGGAGGGAGCAGCAACCUCUGUAAAUAAGACCUACAGCAGCAGCAGCAGCAGCAGCAGCAGCAGCAGCAGCAGCAGCAGCAGCAACCAGCAGCAGCAGCAGCAGGAAGAGGUUAUUAUGCCUUCUCUUGAGCAGCUAGAAGCUGCUGCUGCUGAUGCAAAUAUCGCUACUAUGGCUAGCGGAGUUCUUGAUAACAAUGUCUUAAAACUCUUCUUAUAUGCAAAGGACGAUACAGAGUAA
Molecule: messenger RNA, 1509 nt
Organism: Eimeria maxima
Lineage: Eukaryota; Apicomplexa; Conoidasida; Eucoccidiorida; Eimeriidae
Product: beta-adaptin-like protein, putative
Exons: 12
Coding region: 1-1509 (502 amino acids)
Biological process (GO): vesicle-mediated transport
Source: RefSeq, a predicted model, not a curated record